GCAACCUGGGCGUCGCUGGGAGGGACAUCCGCCGUGGCUUGUCGUAAAUGCGCGGCGUUUGGAAGUCGCUCCGACAACCGCAACCGCAACAGCCAGCGUACAGACAUAUACGCAGCAGGCACUAUGAACGACGGCCUGCGUCUUCUAGGCCCCCCAUCGCUGGUGCUGGCCCUGAUCGUCUCAGGCGUCCACAACCCGCUCGUCGUCUCCGCCUGUCUGUCCGUGCUCGCCGGCUUCUUCACCUACCUCGCAAUCCCUUGGGUCGGCGACGUGUUUGUCAAACAUGGACGCUUUGGGCAGGAUAGGCUGAAGGCGGAUCGUCCUGUGCUCCCGGAGAGCAUGGGUGCGAUGGCGGGCCUGAUCUAUAUCAUUGCCCUGUUCUUGUUUAUUCCAGUGCCGUUCAUCAGCUGGUUCAGGGAGUCGGGGCUUGGUUUGGGUGAAGGGAGCAGUUUUCCUUACAAUAAGCUAGCGCAAUUUUUAGGAGGCCUGUUAGCCCUCAUGAGCAUGCUCUUCCUCGGCUUCGCAGACGACGUCCUCGACAUCCGAUGGCGGGUCAAAAUCUGGAUGCCUCUCAUCUCAUCCAUGCCGCUGCUAAUGGUCUACGCGGUAACAUACGGCGGCACGGACGUCGUGGUACCCGUCCCAUUGCGUGCCCUCAUCGGAAGCAAACUGCUGCCUUUGGGCGGUUUCUACUACGCUUUCAUGGCCGCCCUCGCUAUUUUUUCUACAAACGCUAUCAAUAUCCUCGCGGGCGUCAAUGGCGUUGAGGCGGGCCAGUCGCUCGUGAUUGCGGUCUCCAUCGCGUUGAAUGAUUGCUUGCAGUUGCAGAGGAAUCCGGCGAGGUCUGAGGCGCAUUUGUCGUCGUUGUACUUUGUGCUCCCCUUCAUUGGAGUCACCAUAGGGUUCCUCAAGCACAAUUGGUACCCUGCCCGCGCCUUCCCCGGCGACAGCUACUGCUACUUCGCGGGCAUGAUCUUCGCCGUCGUCGGCAUCCUCGGCAACUUCAGCAAAACAGUCCUCCUCUUCAUGCUCCCGCAGAUCUUCAACUUCAUCUACUCAUGCCCGCAACUGUUUGGGUUCGUCGAUUGUCCGCGGCAUAGGAUGCCCAGCUGCGACCACAAAACCAACCUCCUCCAAUACACAACCUUCCUCCUCACCGCCAAGCGCGGCAAACUCGCCACCCUCGGCAAGCCAAUGAUCUCCCUCCUCCACUUCCUCGGGCUCGUCAAACUCACCACCGUCACCGUCCCCGCCACAAACAUCGCGGAUUCGUUGGAUGCUGUCACUGCGUCGCCGGUGGAGGUGGGGGGGCGACGCGCGAGCGGGGGGAAGAUGAAUGGGAAGGGGAAAGGGAAGGCGAAGCCGGGGAAAUUGUCGUACCCGCCGCGGCCUAUGCUUUCACCCGCCGGAUCGUCCUCCGCCCUCCAUGCCACAACCGCCUCCUCCUCCUCCUCCUCCCCAACAACAACAGAAACACACGUAAACAACCUGACGAUCAUGAACCUCAUGCUCGUCAAACUCGGGCCAAUGACCGAACAGCAAUUGGCGAUCUGUGUGGUCGUGUUUCAGGCCGCGUGUUCGGUGCUUGCGUUUGGCGUGCGGUAUCUGGCGGUGCAGUGGGUUUAUAAUGUCGUUGAGGAUGAUCGGAUGUAGCGCGGGCAGGGAAGAGGGAAGAGGGGAAGUGGGGGUUUUGUGUUGUUGUAAAUCGUUUAGAGCUGGGGCGGAAAUAGACUGGGCGGAACUGAGGGAGCUCAUUUUUUUGAGCAUUUGCCAUAUUUGAUUUGCCAACCAGCACAUCGCUCAUUGGGG
This is a messenger RNA of Fimicolochytrium jonesii, 1809 nucleotides long. Its product is annotated as UDP-N-acetylglucosamine--dolichyl-phosphate N-acetylglucosaminephosphotransferase-like protein. The record is from RefSeq and is a predicted model, not a curated record. The coding region runs from base 124 to 1653 and encodes 509 amino acids. The transcript has 5 exons. NCBI's taxonomy places the organism in Eukaryota, Fungi, Chytridiomycota, Chytridiomycetes, Spizellomycetales, Powellomycetaceae. Gene Ontology annotation, biological process: dolichol-linked oligosaccharide biosynthetic process; protein N-linked glycosylation. Gene Ontology annotation, molecular function: UDP-N-acetylglucosamine-dolichyl-phosphate N-acetylglucosaminephosphotransferase activity. Gene Ontology annotation, cellular component: membrane.